Messenger RNA from Drosophila yakuba, 6898 nucleotides. RefSeq names its product protein couch potato (gene cpo). The transcript has 10 exons. Gene Ontology annotation, molecular function: mRNA binding. NCBI's taxonomy places the organism in Eukaryota, Metazoa, Arthropoda, Insecta, Diptera, Drosophilidae. The record is from RefSeq and is a predicted model, not a curated record. The annotation marks the transcript as partial.
CUCGUCAAAAUAGCCAACUACCAGGACCUGUUGGGCAGCCAUCAUCAACUGCUCUUAGCCGCCACCGCCGCCGCAGCCGCUGCAGCAGCCGCCGAACCGCAACUGCAACUGCAACACCUGUUGCCAGCAGCGCCGACGACGCCAGCAGCCAUCAGCAACCCCCUCACUUCGAUUGGCCCGAUCAACCAGAUCAGCAGCAGCAGCCAUCCGAGCAACAACAACCAGCAGGCGGUGUUCGAAAAAGCCAUCACCAUUUCGUCGAUUGCGAUAAAACGCAGGCCGACGCUGCCGCAGACGCCAGCAAGUGCCCCACAGGUGUUGUCGCCGUCGCCCAAGCGCCAGUGUGCCGCCGCCGUCUCCGUGCUGCCGGUGACCGUUCCCGUGCCCGUUCCGGUGUCCGUGCCGCUGCCCGUUUCCGUGCCCGUGCCCGUCGCGGUCAAAGGUCACCCGAUCUCGCACACACACCAGAUCGCCCACUCUCACCAGAUCUCGCACUCGCAUCCGAUCUCGCAUCCGCACCACCACCAGCUGAGCUUCGCCCAUCCCACACAGUUCGCGGCCGCCGUCGCCGCCCACCACCAGCAGCAGCAGCAACAGCAGGCGCAGCAGCAGCAGCAGCAGCAGGCCGUGCAGCAGCAGCAGCAGACCGUACAGCAGCAACAAGUUGCCUACGCAGUUGCCGCCUCACCUCAGUUGCAGCAACAGCAGCAUCAGCAGCAACAGCGACUGGCCCAGUUCAACCAGGCGGCAGCAGCAGCUCUCCUAAACCAGCACCUGCAGCAGCAACACCAGGCCCAGCAGCAAUCUCUGACCCACUACGGCGGCUAUCAGCUGCACAGAUACGCACCGCAGCAGCAGCAGCCGCAGCAGCACAUCCUUCUGAGCAGCGGCAGCAGCAUCAGCAGUAGCAAGCACAACAGCAACAACAACUCCAGCAGCAACAGCAGUGCAGCAGCAGCUUCUGCGGCUGUGCCCAUAGCAACAUCCGUUGCUGCUGUGCCGACCAGCGGCGGCAGCUUGCCGGACAGUCCCGCCCACGAAUCGCACUCACACGAGUCCAACUCCGCGACCGCCUCCGCACCGACCACGCCCUCGCCGGCAGGCAGCGUCACCAGCGCCGCCCCCACAGCAACAGCAGCAGCAGGAAGCGCUGCAACAGCAGCAGCUACAGCAGCGUCUGGCACACCAGCAACAUCGGCCGUUAGCGACAGCAACAACAACCUGAACAGCAGCAGCAGCAACAGCAACGCCAUAAUGGAGAAUCAGAUGGCACUGGCCCCACUGGGACUUUCGCAGAGCAUGGACUCCGUGAACACGGCCAGCAAUGAGGAAGAGGUUCGCACACUUUUCGUCAGUGGCUUGCCCAUGGACGCCAAGCCGCGCGAGCUCUAUUUGUUAUUCAGAGCCUAUGAGGGCUAUGAAGGAUCUCUUUUGAAAGUAACUAGCAAAAAUGGCAAAACUGCAUCGCCCGUUGGCUUUGUGACAUUCCAUACAAGAGCUGGAGCUGAGGCAGCUAAACAGGACCUGCAGCAGGGUGUACGCUUCGAUCCCGAUAUGCCCCAAACAAUUCGCUUGGAAUUCGCCAAGAGUAACACGAAAGUGAGCAAACCCAAACCACAGCCCAAUACAGCGACAACAGCCUCACAUCCUGCAUUGAUGCACCCACUCACUGGACAUCUGGGCGGUCCCUUCUUUCCGGGCGGACCGGAGCUAUGGCAUCAUCCGCUAGCCUAUUCGGCCGCCGCCGCCGCCGAGUUGCCAGGAGCUGCUGCACUGCAGCAUGCAACGCUAGUGCAUCCAGCCCUGCAUCCGCAGGUGCCAGUGCGCUCCUAUCUCUGACUAAAUACAGACAAAGUAAUGGAGCAGCCGAUGCAUCAAACUCAAAUGACCAUGCCGCCACAUCAUCAGACAACUGCUAUUCAUCACGGAGCUGCGAUGGCUCACAUGGCUGCGGCUGCGGCAGCUGCAGCUGCUGGGGGAGGUGGGGGGGCGGCCACCGCUGCUGCGGCACCACAGAGUGCUGCUGCGACGGCCGCUGCAAGUGCCGCUGCAGCCGCAGCUGCCUCGCACCACCACUAUCUGUCGAGUCCGGCGCUGGGCAGCCCGGCUGGAUCCACGAACAACGCCAGUCAUCCGGGCAACCCGCAGAUCGCGGCCAAUGCGCCCUGCUCCACGCUGUUUGUGGCCAAUCUGGGGCAGUUCGUGUCCGAGCACGAGCUGAAGGAGGUGUUCUCUAGUAUGCCUGGCUUUUGUCGCCUACGAAUGCACACAAAAGCCAUGGCAACAGCAACUGGCUCAAGCUGCUCCACCAGUAACGGCAGUGGCAGCAGCAACAGCAACCACAACAACGCUGCGGUGCAGCAACAUCCGGUGGCAUUCAUCGAGUUCAAGGACCCACCGACCGCGUCUCAGGCCAUGCAGCAGCUGCAGGGUAAAUAUCUGCUCAGCUCGGAUCGCGGUUCCAUCCGCAUCGAGUUUGCGCGCAGCAAAAUGAUCAACGAGGUGACCAUCAUGAACACCAAGGCACCACCGCCACCACCACCACCCACUGCCGCAGCUGCUGCUGCUGCUGCUGCUGCACCACCGCCACCACCAGCACCCAUGUACAUCCUGAACGGCGGCGGAGGGGUCGAGCACUUGCUGGUCCCUGCACCACCGUCGUCGGCACAGCAGCAGCAGCAGCAACUCCAGAUGCAGCAACUGCAGCAGCAGAUGCACCUUCAGCAGCAACAUCAGCAGCAUCAGCAGCAUCAACAGCAGCAGCAACUCCAACUGACCGUGGCAGCACCCUGCACCGCAGCAAGCACCACCACCCACAGCAGCACCACUAGCGUUGUUGUUAACUCACUACAGCACCACCAACUUCAUCAUCCAAAUCAGCACCACCAAAAUCAUCUCUUUAGAGACAGGAGCGGGUAUGGAAUCACGGCAUGAUUUGCUCGCUAAGAAGCUAGAGCGCGAAAUGCAGCAACAGCAGACGCAAGUGCACCACCAGACGCAGCAGCAACAACAGCAGCAGCAGCACCACCACCCAGCAGCGCAGCACUACCACCACAGCCACCAGACAGCGCACCACCAGCACCACCAGCAGCAGCAACAACAGCAGCAGCAACAGCAGCAGCAGCAACAGCAGCAGCAGCACCUGAGCCACCACCACCACCACCAUCAUCACCAUCAGCAACAGUUCUUGAUGACGCCGACAGCAACCUGACCCGGUGGCACACUGAGCCACCAUUACGCGACGACGACGCCGCACCACCAACCACAUCAGCUCCACCAGCCGCACCACCAACAGCAGCAGUUGCAGCCGCACCACAUCUACUCGUACGUGCUGCCGGCAGUCAGCCACAUAGCAGCCUGAAUGGGCCACAUUUGAGUUUGAAAAUCGAGGGCAAAGAGCUCCGCAUGCACCGGAUUCAUGCGAGAAGUAAGAACCUUUAGUUCUAGGUAUAAAAAAAGUUGAAAAACCCAAAAAAAAAACUAAAAACAAAACAAAAAUGCAAAAAGAAGUUAAUUUAUAUGUGACAGACCCCGUUAAACCCAGUUUAGUGAAAUUUUUCGACAGGCAACAAAAAGAUUUGUAGUGAAAACCAAAAACGGGAUAAACUUGUAGUAAAAUAUACAAUUUACCAUAGAUCGAAGCUGAGCGAACUACUUAACUACUUAAGUUAGUUGCAAUACAGCGGAAAUCCCCCUAUAAACGAAUACACAUAUAUACAUAAACCAAUAUAUAUAUAUAUAUAUAUAUAUAUAUAGUAUAUAUAGCAAGCUGAUCGAGAAUUUGUUUGUUAUUGAUUAUCCUUUUAAUGUAUUUUUGUGGCUUGAUGAAUUGAUUUUGUUAAAAGUUUUUGUUUGAGAAAUGUUGCGUUCUCUUAGUGUUACUUCCCCCUCAUUCAAACCCGAACCUAACCGACUUUUAACACAAGGAAUUGAGACACGAAAUUCGUAUAUUAAUCUUAUUAUUUCUUAUUUUUCGAUAUAUCCAACAGCGUAAGGGAAUAAAUUAUGAACAAAUUAUAGGAAGGAAGAAAAGUAUAUAAUUAUAGCUUAACCGAAUGUGCCCUUUAAAUAGCUCUCUUUUUAGAAUUAUGAGAAGUAAUAUGAAACAAAACCAAAAGAAAACAAUUUAAACGUAUGCAUUAAUGUAAUAAUUGUAUAACUAGUAAGGUAAAUUUUCAAAAUGUUACUCAACAAGAAAAUUCUACAAAACAACCACAACGAGUAGUCAAAGUCAUCGUAUAAAUUUAAAUUUAUAUUGAGGAAUACUGAAAGCUGGUUUCGAAAUUUAUUUGUUACAAACGUAAGCAUAACAAAAUUUAAAUGUGAAUUUCAAAUUUACCCGAUAGGACAUAUCGACGAUAUGGGAUGAACGUUGCACGUGCGCUGUAGUGAAGCAAAGACUCAAAAAAAACGUUUUUUAAGAAACAAGAAAUGCUGAAACUGGCACAGGACACUCCAAACUUUCCGCCCAGAACCAUAUGUUUUCUUUCGCCACUUUUGGUUGAGCAUUUUCUGCGUUUCCCCUACAAAGACUUGAACUUUACUAGAGGCCCCAGUCUGCAGGACUCCAUCUACCUAAUGAGAAACUAUUCCUAACCAACUUUCGAAAUGCUAGAACAAUCAAAUCACAUUUCUUGCUAAACCAACGAUCGAUUUAGUGGGGGGAGGGCGCAGAACGAGAUCGGGUAAGAAGGAUCGAAUAUCGGAUACCAUGUGAGGGUGGGGAGAGUGUUUAAGAGGUAGCAGCAAACAAGGACGAGUAAAUAAAAUCAAUGGCAUAUCAUCUUACGUAGCAAAGCAUAAGUCGAGUGUGUCUGUGUGACUACAGAAAGGACGAAGACAAAUUCUAUUGUAACUAAACGCAAGAACACAGCAGAAACCAACUACAAUUAAUUAUAAAAUAACAACUAACAACUAUAUAUAGUUAAAGACGAAAACAAAUUGUAAGCAAGCUUUUUACAACAUAAUUUUCGAAUAAUUUUCGAAAUAGUUCGUUCAGCCUUGUUUAAACCAAUAUAAGUAUAUAUAAUAUAUAUACAGAUAAAAUCUUUAAAUUUUACCAAAGUUGUCCUUACUAAUUAAACAAGUUAUGUUAACCAAUUCACACACUAUUUGUUGAACAAAAACAGAAGAAACCCACAAGUAAAUCAACUAAUUUUACACGUUUUUAAAGCUUAGUUUAGGGUAAACGUGACUAGACAUACCAAAGGCAUAUUUGAAACAAAAACCACAAUUGUUAGAAGGAAAUGUGAAAAAGAGAAACAUUAACUAAUUGGUACUGUUUUAUCCCUUUUCUACAAAAUUUUUCUUUAAAUAUUUAAUUAUUUAAUUUCCCGUCUAACUUUAGUCGAAUGUAAAAUGCAUAUUCCGUCCAAUUACAUUUCGUGCUUUCCUCUUGCCCAAAAAUAUCAUCUCUUCGCCAGCACCGCGUUGGUUUUAGAGGCAUCAUCAUUCGGAGUUAAGAACAGAGGUCUACUUAUAAGUCUUUAUCCUAACACACACACACGCACACGCUCACCACAAAGACAAGUAAAUUAGUUAAAGUUUUAGCGCGUAAGCAAGGAAAUGUUUAAUUAUACAUAAUAUACUAAUGCAUAUCAUAAAAUUGCGCCUUUCAAAACGAUUAAAAAAAAAAAAAAACCAGAAGCCCGACGAUGAAAAAUAAAAAUAUUUACAACUACAAAUAAGCAUAAAUAACAAAACAAAAAUCGAUAGAUGCUAAAGUACGAAACAAAUAUUUUCGAAAUUAAUUUUAAGCGCCUAAGUGUGGUCGAUGAGCCCAAAAGUAUGCAACAAAAGCAAUGGAAGUACGCAUAAGUGUGUGAGUGUGCCAGUGUGUGUGUGUGCAUCUGGGAAAAUCUUGUGCAAUUUUCAUUGAAGAUAGGAAGCGAUAGGAGUAGGGAAAACCAGCGCGUCGGCAAGGUUGUUCAGUCCCCACCCCCUAAAAAAACCAUUUCGAGGCUUGAAUUCCAGACAUUCUUUAAUCUAAAUUUCAUAGCUCUAUAUACAUCUAGAUUUUACAAAUCUGCAGCAGGCAAAUAUUAAACUAAAAAUUGGUAAUAUCUCGAAAACACCAGAGGAUGAAAAUCUAGCUCGUAAAGGAUAAACUAGAGAAAGAUAAAAUGAAUGAAAGAAAAACUAAACUAAACAAUAUGAAUUAUGGGAACAUUAUAUGAAUAUACAUACUCAUAUAUUAAAACAUUUUUGAAAGAAACGAAAACCUAUUAAUUACAAAGGAAAAAAAUUAUAACAAAUACAUAUCAGCAAACGGAUAAAGAACAAAAUAAGAAGAAACUUUUACAAGAAACAUUAUUAAGGAACAUAAAGCCGAUAUGUUUUGAUGUGGUUUUUAAACUUUUAAACAUUGUAAGCGCAAAAAGGCAGAAAGCAGUUACCAAAAAUAUGGGGGAAGCAAGCAUAACUGAUUGAAAGCUUAGUAAUAGAUUAGGGAACUACUUACAAAAUGCUAGCUAUAUGCUUACCUAGUAAUGUCAUAUCUACAUACGUGGCAGCAGUAAUAGAAAGACAGUAACAGUAACAGUAACCGUAACAGUUAAAAUAACAAUAAAUCAGUAACAAUAAAUACCCUCCUCUAUUGUAUUUAUUGUAUUAUGGCUAUAAUUUAUGUCUCGAAAAUACUUUCGUUGCGUACUUGAUUGAUUUUUGUUUAGUUUAAGUUGCCCCCUCCCCAAAAGUUGCCUUAUGUUUGCCUAAAAAAUAAAAUUACAAUCAAUACAUACUAAUUUCUAAGUAAUUUAUAUGUAUAUGUAUGGUAUACCUCUAUGAUAAACCCUUAUAUAAAUAUACUUAUAUCAUUUGUGUAGCCUUAACUUAGAACUUUUCAAUUGACGGUAUUAAUUACGCAUAAUAAAACCUUAUAUUUUGUUCGUUAAACAAA